Molecule: messenger RNA, 555 nt
Organism: Dovyalis caffra
Lineage: Eukaryota; Viridiplantae; Streptophyta; Magnoliopsida; Malpighiales; Salicaceae
Source: the annotation of a GenBank genome assembly
AUGGAGCAGCUUACAAAGGCUCUGAUGUCUCUAUAUAAUCUGUAUGAUGCAAAUCGAGAUUCUAGUACUGUUUAUGGAAAUGAGGCUGAGUUCCGUUCACUUUACGUGCUGCUUCAUCUUGAUUCUAUGACCCAACCCAUGGUUGAUCUCUACUUCAUUGAUGUGGUUAAAAAUUUUUGUACAUUUUUAAAGGCAGCUUCUGCUGGCUAUUUUCGGAUGGGCAAUUAUAAGCGUUUCUUUUCUACCAUAUCUGCUGAAGCAUCUUAUCUGCAGUACUGUAUUCUUGAACCUUACAUCAACGAGGUUCGAGCACUGUCCCUGUCUUGCAUAAAUAAUGCUGGCUAUAAGCUUCAUCCAUACCCUCUGUUACACCUUUCCAAGCUCUUGAAGAUGAAGGAAUCAGAUUUGGAGGUACUGUGCAAUGCUUGUGGCCUAGAGACCUUUUCAGAUGAAAUGGGAAAUAAGUUGCUACCCACUAAACAAAAGACUUUCUGUUAUCCCAAGGAAGGUUGUAAAAGCUACAAUUUCGUGGGUUUGGAGCAGUUCGAGAGGUGA